Molecule: messenger RNA, 1941 nt
Organism: Cladophialophora carrionii CBS 160.54
Lineage: Eukaryota; Fungi; Ascomycota; Eurotiomycetes; Chaetothyriales; Herpotrichiellaceae
Exons: 3
Coding region: 1-1941 (646 amino acids)
Molecular function (GO): flavin adenine dinucleotide binding; monooxygenase activity
Source: RefSeq, a predicted model, not a curated record
AUGGCAGUCGACGUCGCCCCUUAUGCGCCGCGAAGUAUAUUGGAGACUCUCCCCUGCCACCUGCCGCAGUCGCACUUCGAUGUCGAUGCCGACCUCGAGAGCAUCGCCACACCCAUCAUACAGUCUCUUGGGAACAUCGAAGCCUCGAAGCUCUCGUCGACGUCGAUAUGGCGAGACCUCUUCGCCCUGACCGGCAGCAUGCGGACCAUUUACUCGCCACAUUCCAUUGUGAAGGCAUGGUCCGGCACGUGCAAAUCUCGACAGGCAGGAGAUUUCGCCCUCGUCAAAGGGUCAGCUCAGCCGUUGCGGCUGGACAAGAACACAGGCUGGGUCAAUAUCUCGUUCAGCUUUCGCAACCGAGGAACCCCCGCGGCGACGUGUCGUGGGUAUCUGUCCCUGAUCCUCGAAGACGACGGACAGUGGAAGAUCUGGAUGAUCCGGACGGUUCUCGAACAACUGGAGGGAUGCGAGAACGUCGACGUGCUGCAGCCUGUCGAGAGGGCACUGGACGGUGUCAACGGUCAUCACACAUCGACACAAACCGGCCAAGUGAAUGGCAAUCAUACACUCGACGAUAGAGCCACCGGAGCCACCACCGGGGCAACCAGCUCGGCGGGCCAUUUCGAUUGUGUCGUCGUGGGGGCGGGUCAAGCAGGCCUGGGGACAGCGGGCCGUCUUCAAGCGCUCGGUCUCUCGUACGUCGUCCUCGACAAGAACGCCCAAGUCGGCGACAACUGGAUGACGCGCUACGACUCGGCCCGACUACACACGGCGCGCGAAUACAACCAUCUGCCCUUCGACCGCACGUUCCCACUCCCGUACCAGGAAUUUCUCACCAAGUACGACCUUGCCAAGGGGUACAAAGAGUGGGUGGACAAGUUCGGCGUUGCCCGGCACAUCUGGUUCAAGACGACGCUGGACUCAGGCUCGUGGGAUGAGCAGUCCCGCACCUGGACCUUGCACGUCAGCCGGGCGGACGGCUCCGUGCAGACGCUCACCACGGACCACGUCGUCAUGGCCACGGGCGGCGGCGGGCAGAUCCCCAUCAUGCCGCACUACCCGGGCCGCGAGACCUUUCAGGGCACGGUGUUACACUCGGCGGACUACAAGUCCGCGGCGCCGUGGCGCGGGCAGCCCGGCAUUGUCAUCGGCACGGCAAACACGGCGCACGACGUCGCCGAGGACAUGGUCGAGGCGGCGCUCUCGCACGUCACCAUGGUGCAGCGGUCGCGCACGUACGUGUUGCCGUGCGAAUACUUCAAGGUCAUCUCCGACCGGUCAUACAAUGCGCAGGUCGCCACCGUCGACGCCGAUCGCGACGGCUACACGAUGCCGUACGCGGUCACGCGGCUGCUGAGCCGAAGGGCGUUGCAUGCCGCGGCGGCGCGGGAGCCGGAACGCUUCGACGCUCUCGAGAGGGUCGGCUUCCGGGUGGAAAGGUACGGCGACAUCAUGUGGCACAUCUGUGAGAAAUUGGGUGGACACUACAUGGACGUGGGAUGCUCAGACCUGAUCGCCAAGGGGAAGAUUAAGAUCAAAUCCGACGCCCUUCCGACGCACUACACACCUACAGGCUUGGCGUUCAGCGACGGCACCGAGAUUCCCGCCGCGGUCAUCGUCUUCAGCACCGGGUUCGUGGGCAACAUGCGCACCGACGUGGCGCGCAUCUUCGGCAAGGAGGUGGCGUCCAGGGCUGACGACUUCUGGGGUCUCGACAGCGAGGGCGAGCUCAAGGGCGUGUUCAAGAAGAACAGACAUCCCGGUCUGUGGUACACGGGCGGCACGGUCGGGCACGCGCGGUAUUUCUCGAGGUUCGUGGCGUUGCAGAUCAAGGCGGACAAGAUGGGGACGCCGCUGCCAGUGUACGACGGGGAGAGGAGGACGGAGACGCUGGAUGUGAGAGUGGUUUCGGACGGAGGAUUGUUGCAGAACGGACAUUGA